This is a messenger RNA of Zerene cesonia (dogface butterfly), 894 nucleotides long. RefSeq lists its product as uncharacterized. The record is from RefSeq and is a predicted model, not a curated record. The coding region runs from base 1 to 894 and encodes 297 amino acids. NCBI's taxonomy places the organism in Eukaryota, Metazoa, Arthropoda, Insecta, Lepidoptera, Pieridae. The transcript has a single exon. Gene Ontology annotation, molecular function: zinc ion binding.
AUGGACGAACGAAUUUGCCGCAAUGCCAAUGAUAAUAAUCCAGCAACCUCACAAGACAACCAAACGAGCCAAGAUUGUGAUAAUGCUUCAGUAAUUUCCAAAGAAUAUGUUACAAACACAGUUGAUUUCACAUCUGUUGAGCAGGAACAGGCAACCCCAAUACCUUCCACUUUAAGGCCUUGUAAAGAUGAAACUCCUAAUUGUAAAUCACCGAAAGCAAUGCCGUUGUUAAUAUUUAGUAGACCAACGUCACUUAUUAUGCAUAGCCCAACUUCACAUCCUAUCAAUUUACUUUCUCAAUCACAUAUAUCAAUACCUAAUCAGCCUCAAACCUUAUUUCUCUUGGCAUUAGCAAAAUUAAAUGAGAGUUCCAUUAGUUUAACAAUGACAAAUAACCUUCAUAAUAUGAGUAGCUUGCUAAACAACCAGAAGGGAUAUUUACCAGAACUCUCUCCUCCAGAUUCAUUAACUAGUGCUCCACCUUCAUAUUCAUUUGUGUUACGUCAAAUGACAGCAAGACGGAGACCAAGACUAAUGGGAACUUUUAUACCCUCACCAUCCUUUGUACAACAUAGUCCUCCACCCAAUUAUGCUGCGGCUUUUGAUAUAUAUGUAGAUAAUGCCAUACCACCACCAACUACAAGAGUGUAUAACUUUGGUUUCACUCCUAUGCCUGUUAUUUGCACGGAAUGUGGGUACACAGGUAUGACAAUGGUGAGGGCUAAAGUAACGUUAUGUACACAUUUAUGUGCCUUCACGUUGUGUAUUUUUUGUUGUUGGUUAUGUGCUCCACUUCCAUACGUAUUACGUUCUUGCAAGGAUGUGUAUCAUUAUUGCAGAAAUUGUCGCAACUAUUUGGGAAGGUAUUGUCCUACUAACCCAGAAAAUAAUUAA